CUUCCCUGAUAUGUACUAAUGAAAAUGUGAACAACUUUAUGAUGGAGUAGCAUUUUAGCUAGUGGGGACCGGAUAAUAUCUUCCAUCAUAGCUAAUUGAAUAUAUCUUUUGGAGCACAUGUUGUGUAUAUAUAUAUAGAGUGAGUGUUGCUAAGGUUGGAAAGUACCCAAAUACUGAAUAUGAAGAAGCCAAUAGUGAUUUUGAUUCCCUAUCCUGCACAGGGACAUGUUACUCCCAUGCAAAAUUUAGCCUCUACCUUUGUAAGCCAAGGUUUUGAAGCCGUGAUAGUCCUUCCUCAAUAUGUUCAUAAGAAGAUAAUUGAUAGCGAUGAUGAGAAUAUCAAGUGGGUUGGCUUAGUAGAUGGAAUGGAAGAGGACACAACACCAGAUUUCUUUGCAAUUGAAUCAGCAAUGGAGAACAUAAUGCCAAAACAUUUGGAAGAGUUCCUUCAAAAAUAUGAAAGGAUUGAAGUGUGUUUGGUUGUGGUUGAUUUGUUGGCAUCUUGGGCCAUACAAGUUACUGCAGGCAUGUUUGGCAUCCCUACUGCUGGGUUUUGGCCAGCCAUGCUUUCAUCCUAUCUAUUGAUUGCUUCCAUACCUCAUAUGCUUCAGACUAGACUCAUCUCUGAUACAGGAGUUCCACAACAUGAAGGGAAAAUUAACUUUGUACCUGAGUUGCCUGUAGUAUCAACCAAUGAUCUACCAUGGUUAAUUGGAACUAUUGGUGCAAGGAAAGAGAGAUUUAAGUUUUGGAUGAGAACUUUGGAAAGAUCCAUAAAGCUUAAAUGGAUUUUGGUGAAUUCAUUUCCCAAUGAAACCAAAGUUGGGCUUCAACCUAGUAGUAGUAAUUCACAACAUGUUUUGCCUAUAGGCCCAAUUUGUAGGCCUCAUGAAUUGACUAAAACUCUUAGCUUUUGGAAAGAAGAUUUGAGUUGCUUAAAAUGGCUAACAAACCAAAAGGCUAAUUCAGUUGUUUAUGUUUCAUUUGGAAGUUGGGUGAAUCCAAUGGGUGAAUCCAAGUUGAAAAAUCUAGCACUAGCACUUGAGGCUUCAAAAAGGCCUUUCAUUUGGGUUUUGAGGUCCACUUGGCGUGAAGGGUUACCAAAUGGGUUUUUGGAGAGAGUUUUGAAGCAAGGUAUAGGGAUGGUUGUUUCUUGGGCCCCACAAACGAAGAUCUUGCAACACAAUUCUGUUGGUUGUUUUAUCACACAUUGUGGUUGGAAUUCUACAUUGGAGGCUUUAGAAUUCCAAAAGAAAUUGUUGUGCUACCCUAUGGCUGGGGAUCAGUUUGUGAAUUGUGUGUAUAUUGUUGAGAUAUGGAAGGUGGGUUUAAGACUCAAUGGGCUUAGUCAAAAUGAUGUUGAAGAAGGAAUUGCAAUGUUGAUGGAAGAUAAUGAAAUGGAUACACGUUUAAUAACAUUGUAUCAAAGAAUAAUGGGAAUUAACAAUGGAGCCUUACUAUUUAAAUCCUUUGUGGAACAACUCAAGAAAUUAAAUUCAUAAUCUUUCAUGUGGCUGCUGCAUAUCAUUAAUUUAUUACAUACUAGUAUUUUCUAUUGCACCAUGCCUAUUAUCACUACAAAUUUAGUGUUCUUUUCAUUUUUUUUUAAAUGGAAGGCUCUCUUUAAUUUAUUUUUUAUCAAGUAGAAGAUUGAAUGUUAUUGAAUAAUCAUGAGAAAA
Messenger RNA from Cicer arietinum (chickpea), 1679 nucleotides. RefSeq names its product UDP-glycosyltransferase 82A1 (gene UGT82A3). The record is from RefSeq and is a predicted model, not a curated record. Gene Ontology annotation, molecular function: quercetin 3-O-glucosyltransferase activity; quercetin 7-O-glucosyltransferase activity. Lineage: Eukaryota; Viridiplantae; Streptophyta; Magnoliopsida; Fabales; Fabaceae.